AUGAAUUUUAUCAAGAAGUGUUGGACAGAAGUUGGGAAGGAAUUCACGGAUGCAGUGAUGGGGUUCUUCCACUCAGCAUUGUUACCUGCAAGGUCGAAUGUCACGUGGGUGGCGCUGGUACCAAAAUUCGUUGGAGCUACAGAAAUAAAAGAUCUUCAUCCGAUUAGUAUGGUGGGUUGUGUCUAUAAGGUCAUUUCUAAGGUGUUGGUUCGGAGGAUACGGAAAGUAAUGCCAAACUUAGUAGGUGAGACUCAGAGUGCUUUUGUGCAGGGUAGGAAAACUCACGAUGGGGCUUUGAUAGCUUGUGAAACUGUACAUUGGCUAAGGUGGCGGGGGUGGAUUAAGGAAUGUGUUUGUUCUGCGACUAUGUCAGUGCUCAUUAAUGGAUCUCCCUCUAAGCCAUUCAAAAUGGAAAAGGGCCUGCGAAAAGGGGAUCCUUUAUCUCCCUUUCUAUUUGUGCUCGUUGUUGACGUACUUCAUAGAAUGAUCGGGGAGGCGGUGAGGAAUGGGUGCAUAUCACUGUUGUUGGUUGGACGGGAUAACAUCGAGUUGUCACACUUACAGUUUGCGGAUGACACUAUCCUUUUCUGCCCUCCAGAGGAAGAGACCAUACGGAAUUACCAGAGCCUACUGCGAUGCUUCGAGCUGAUGUCUAGGUUGAGUAUCAAUUUUGAGAAAUCCAGCUUCAUUUCGGUUAAUUGUGAAUAG
Molecule: messenger RNA, 708 nt
Organism: Arachis duranensis
Lineage: Eukaryota; Viridiplantae; Streptophyta; Magnoliopsida; Fabales; Fabaceae
Exons: 2
Coding region: 1-708 (235 amino acids)
Source: RefSeq, a predicted model, not a curated record